UGUCCGGCAGACGGACAGAGGAGAAGUAGAGGAGAAGUGAUGCGCGCACAGGCUCCACUUUUACGCAUCAGUUACUCGUGUAAGCAUCAAUGCAGAAGUUACCUUAGAUCUGGAUUGUAUAUACAGAUUUCCAUCAGUGUCUUUUUAAAUCAGGUUGAAGCACUAAGAGAAGGGAAGCAUACACCCGCGGGGUAAGCGGAUCAAGUGGACCCAGAGAAAGUUUCCGUCAUGGGAGCGCGUGGAUGGAGCUCUGCGCGUCUCGGGUUUGUCGUUUGUGGAUAUUUAGUGUUUUUCUGCGGGGAGAUUUUCCCACAGGUUGAAGCAGGCUGCAGAGAGAGAGAGAGCCCAAACUGCUGCACCGGCCGUAACAAUGAAUGUUUUGAGUACACCAGGAGAAAAACUGUGUGCUACUGUGAUACCUACUGUCAGAAAACCAGGGACUGCUGCGAGGACUACCAGAGCGUGUGCCAAAUAUCUGCAGCCAUUGACUGUGAGGUGGGCUCAUGGGGUCCCUGGUCAUCAUGCACAUCACCUUGUGGAGUUGGCAGCACAGAAAGGAGCCGCCAGGUGUCUGUUCCUCCUAGAAACGGAGGCACGCCAUGUCCCGAUCUCAAACAGCGUCGAGGAUGCUUCGGAAACAACGCCAUAUGCAGCACUGCGAAAGAGGUGGCAAAGAUCCUGCCUGAUUCUUUCAAGAGGAACUUCAAGGACCCAUGGAGGCGACCACACAUGCUGAUGAAGGAGGAGAAGGCCAGUUACUGUGUGUACCUGCGAGUGAAACAGGCCAGUGCAGCGUGUAAACUCAAACUGUGGAGUGCUCAGCUGGUGAGAGAGAGGAUGGUCUGUGCAGAGUGUCAGAGUGAUGCCAUGUCAAAGUCAGACCGCUGUGGAGGUGAUGGCCUAGAGAGCACCAGAACGUUCUGGUCAGCAGCUUCAGUCCCCGGCUGUCAUGGCUCCUGGGUGCGAGAGUCAUCCUCAGAGGGCUGCCGGUGUCCUCCCUACUCUGUGCUCUUCGUUUGAGCCGACAUGUAAACCUCAGACAUCCAAAUGCAGGGACAAGAUUUCCCUCAACGCCUUCUGCUUACUGUGGAGAGCCCUGCCAGCCAAGCCAGACCGCUCUGAUCCAGAAUACUGGAUAGGUAACUCAAGGAGACCAGCAGCAUCCUGCCACUUUUUCUUUUCACCUCAUAUUCUGUACUGUAUACACUUUUACCAAGCACACAAAAGCUCUUGCAUUUUACAGCCACAUUAUGUUCUUAUUCUCUUCCAAAGCACAGCAGCAAAUAUGCUUUUUACCUCUAAAUCUUUGCUAUCUACCUCCAUCAAUGCAAGGGCAUUUGUUUAUGCCUAAUGUAUAAAUAUAUAAAUAUAUUAUUUUGCUUUAUACAUUUUCUACUUUUAAUUGUUUAUAUGUUAUACGUGACCAUAUAGCUUCAGCUAUUUGUAUACAACAGUUUAAACACCAAACAGCAGUUGCUGCAGCCAGUUAAAGCCCCAAUCCCCUGCAGGUUGGAGAUGCUGAAAACUGGUUCAUCCAAAAUGUGUCCAUUGCUAAAAUCCUUGAGUCAAUAUUUCUGUGUUUAAGAUUGUGUCCUUUUUAUUAUUUCUUUCAACAAAAACAUGUAUACCAGCAAGUCAAGAUGGAUAUCAGGUAUUGAUUCUCAGGUGCUGAGAUUUGUGUUACCAAUCAUGCUCUCUCUUUCUGAUGUCAGUCAUGGAUGUUUUUCACUAGUUUCAAGUGACUCAGAGCUGAAAUCAGUCCCAUCUGUUUAGAUCCAAAGUUAUUGGAGAGGAAAAAGAGCCAUCUAAUUGAAUUUCUCUGUGGUUCUCUCUGUCCUCUGUGUCCAAGGCAGAAUUGCUUAAUAACUAUGUUGUUUUCACUCCCUGCCCUUCUCAGAAAACCUAUAACUUUCACAAGGGGAGUUUAUUAUCCAAUAUAACUAUCACAUACACUACAGCAACGUUCCUCUCAUCUUAUUAGCAAAAUCUCCUCCCAGCACUCCCAAAAGCUCCCCCAUCUGCACUCCUGUUCCUUCAUCUGCACUCUUUUUCUUUCUUGUGUCUUGGUGUUGUCUUUAAAAGAAACAGCAAAUUAACUACAGCAGUACAUUCACGACUUAAAAAGGGCAGUCGGCUCAUUCCUGCAUCUCUGUAUUUGCCGGUAUAAGAGGAGGACACGUGUGGUACCAGUAAAGGCUUUUCUCUCAGGAAAGCUGUGACUUUCUCUUCCUCUCCCUUGUCUGUGUCUGUGUUUGUGUGUUUAUUUAUUAUAAAACCAGUGAUGAUUUUAUUAGUGCAGCACAGCAUACUCUGUACACUGUCCAUUAGUGAAAAUAAAAAAACUAUACAGUCA
This is a messenger RNA of Notolabrus celidotus (New Zealand spotty), 2353 nucleotides long. Its product is annotated as somatomedin-B and thrombospondin type-1 domain-containing protein. The coding region runs from base 229 to 1020 and encodes 263 amino acids. The transcript is spliced from 5 exons. NCBI's taxonomy places the organism in Eukaryota, Metazoa, Chordata, Actinopteri, Labriformes, Labridae. The record is from RefSeq and is a predicted model, not a curated record.